Molecule: messenger RNA, 792 nt
Organism: Tachyglossus aculeatus (Australian echidna)
Lineage: Eukaryota; Metazoa; Chordata; Mammalia; Monotremata; Tachyglossidae
Gene: GRXCR2
Product: glutaredoxin and cysteine rich domain containing 2
Exons: 3
Coding region: 16-792 (258 amino acids)
Biological process (GO): sensory perception of sound
Cellular component (GO): stereocilium base; microvillus; stereocilium shaft
Source: RefSeq, a predicted model, not a curated record
CCAGACUCUCAACGGAUGGAGCCUCUUGAGGAGCAACUGAACCAGAAGGGCGAGGCAAGGCCCCGGAAGGUGAGAUUCAAAAUCUCCUCCUCUUCCAGUGGCAGGGUCCUGAAGCAAGUCUUCGAAGAUGGCCAGGAACUGGAUGUCCCACACAUCGACUCGCCUCCCCGCUGCUGCCUCCGCCCGUCCUUUGGUCCGGCGGGUGAUUUUUCUGAGGCCGAAACAGUCCCCGAGCCCCGACUUUACUCGUCCGCUAAACUGACGGCUCAGCGGAUCAGCGUGUUCAGAGAAGGCGAUUCUUAUUCUCUGAUGGGACGCGAUCCCCUCUUCCACGAUUUCCCGGCGAGCGACCUCGGAGAUUGCCCAGCUAGAGAUCACAGGCCCGCUGCCAUUCUAGAUUUCGGCAAGAUCAUCAUCUACACGAAGAACCUGAAAAUCAUCCGCGCUCCAACGGGCAAGAGAGACUUGAUGAGAAAGAUCCUGCAGAAGGGAGAGGACGCUGAGGAUUGGUCAGACAGGAGCCCGGGAAAGCCAGAUGGAUGCAGCGAGGAGAACCAGAAGUGCCUGCUCCAAACGGAAAAUCCCUCCUCCCUUAACCAUUACAUCCAGGGGGAGGACGGCACGCAGCACAGCUGCUUCAGGUGCCGAGGAUCCGGCCGGGCGCCCUGCUCCUUGUGCCACGGAAGCAAGUUCUCCACGUUGGCGAACCGCUUCAAAGAGUCCUACCGAGCACUGCGCUGCCCGGCGUGCAAUGAGGAAGGCCUUCAGCCUUGCCAGGUCUGCAACCAGUAA